Messenger RNA from Ziziphus jujuba (common jujube), 759 nucleotides. RefSeq names its product cytochrome c oxidase copper chaperone 1. Gene Ontology annotation, cellular component: mitochondrial intermembrane space. The coding region runs from base 184 to 483 and encodes 99 amino acids. The transcript has 2 exons. Gene Ontology annotation, molecular function: copper chaperone activity; copper ion binding. The record is from RefSeq and is a predicted model, not a curated record. Lineage: Eukaryota; Viridiplantae; Streptophyta; Magnoliopsida; Rosales; Rhamnaceae.
UUUUAAUAUUAGAAAAGUAGCCCAACGCAAAGGUCUUUAAACGCGGCCCGUUUUCAGCCUUGAAACUCAAAAAGUGGGAGUUUCUUUAGGCUUCCAACCUAUUCUUUCUGUUCCUUCGCAGAAAGAAAACCUUGAAGCUCCUUCGGCGGGCUUUGAACUCUUUUCUGUCAAAGUGCUUGGGACAUGGGUGGUCUGCCAAUGGGGAGUACAACAUCUACUUUAGCUUUGCCAGGGUCGCAGCAAAACCAUGACACACCUAUCAGUAAACCUGAAACAGAUACAAAGCAAGGGUCGCAGCAAAACCAUGACACACCUAUCAGUGCACCAGGAAGAGAUACAAAGCCAAAGAAGAAAAUCUGCUGUGCUUGUCCUGAAACUAAGAAGCUGAGAGAUGAAUGCAUUGUUGAGCACGGUGAAGAUGCUUGUGCUAAAUGGAUUGAGGCUCAUCGCAAGUGCCUUCGUGCAGAAGGAUUCAAUGUUUGAUUGUUUGAGUGAUCGUUGAGUUACAGAAUAAAAAAUUUAACAAUUUAAGUAUACAAAAACUCUUUUUUGGAUAAACAUACAUCUCAAAAUUGAAAAAUAAUGCAAGGACAGGUGCUCUGGGCUGUUAGAUACAGUUCGGUCAAUUGCUGUACUUUUAUAUUCUGGCGGUAUUACCUUCUAAUUAUAAAGAAGUGGGUGUUGUAAGCAUACACGUUGACAAGAUUGAUUAUCUCAUUAUAUGAUUUAUUGAAUCUAUAAACCAUGUUAUCAUUUUCA